Molecule: messenger RNA, 3452 nt
Organism: Lycium barbarum (goji berry)
Lineage: Eukaryota; Viridiplantae; Streptophyta; Magnoliopsida; Solanales; Solanaceae
Product: zinc finger CCCH domain-containing protein 65
Exons: 9
Coding region: 123-2777 (884 amino acids)
Biological process (GO): negative regulation of DNA-templated transcription
Cellular component (GO): nucleus
Molecular function (GO): metal ion binding; RNA binding
Source: RefSeq, a predicted model, not a curated record
CGAUCAGAAACUAAUCCCUUUGCCUCAUAUUUAAGCCGCCACAAAUUAACAGCAACCCCAUAAAUUCCAACGAAUUUCAAAUCAAUUACCUCAAAACUUUCGCACUCUUCCUUUCAUCAACAAUGGAGAAUUCUCACAUCGUUGCUCUAAAACCCUUGCAAAACCCUUACCCUUUCCCUCCUUCUCGGCGACGAUUUCUCAUGAGUGAAACUUACAAUACACUCCUUCAAAUUCUAUCUAAUUGCCCCAUCACUGAUUCUACCACUAACAAACAACAACUAGAUGUUAUUAAAGAUGACAAUGGCAGCAGUAAACUGGGAAGAGAAAAUGAAGUCGGCGAAUUGGUUGAUCAUCAUCUCAUCAGGUCCGAGAAAUUGUUAGUUAAUGGUCCUGCUCAUAACGAGUCUGACAAUAUGGUAAUGCAACCGAGUUCUGGUGAUGGAAAUGAAGGGUGCUCUCGUUAUGGAUAUGGAGAUUUUACUGGUGCACAAAUGGAAGUUGAUUUAGAUCCCUCCAAUUGUACAAUUGAUGCAAUCGAAGGCGAUAGAGGUCCUUCUAUAACAAAUGAUAUCAUUGAUAUGAAUUGUUUGGUAGACAAAACUCAUGGUUGUAACGAUCAAACGGUCAAGGAACCUGGGAAUAGGUGUAGCACUCAUGAAUUGAAAGUGAAGGAGUGUGAUCCUAUCAGACAGGCAGAAUUAGACAAAGAACUUAGUAUUGAUGAUGUCAGUGCUGCUAUAGAGUCUUGUUUUGGUGCGGAUACUAUUGCUGAGUUGUCGCAACCUGCAGAGCUCUCUGGAGAGAAAAUGGCUGUUUCUGAGACACAUUUGUCGGAAGAAAUGAAGCAUGGAUUGCAGGUAAAAGAGAUGGAAUUGGAAACUUUGAUAUCUUCUGCUGGAGCAACAGAUUCAUCUGUCCAUGUUCCUGUGAGUGAAGAGACAGAGGAAGGGGAAGUUUCCGGAGAUUUUAUGGUUUUUGAUGAAUCAGAUUAUGACAUUCUUAAUCAUCUUGGGAAUGAGAAGAAGGAUCAAGCAGAUGAGUCUCCUGCUGACAUUUUUGGUCGAGAAGAGUUUGCUUUUGAUGUUCACAUUAAUGCACCACAGAAGAGGGAUGCUUAUGCCUCUUCAUCCAUUGAUACAGUUGAUGAGGAUAACACCUUUUUUGGGGGAGAGUUCAUAAGAAAAUUUAGAGAAGAGCCAGACGAUAAUACUGAAAAGUUUUUCCGCUCAAGGGAUGUCGAGACCAGAAAAAUUUGUGUGUAUGACAGCAUUUUGGAUAGUGGGAACGUUGAUAAGCAAGUUGGUCUAGACGUAAAUUUAGAUCAUCCUGUUGGUUCUCAAUUUGAUUCAACCUAUGGUGAAAAUGCAAAAGAAAAUGAACAAUCAAUAGUCCCUGCAGAGGAUGGGAAUAUUGGUAAAAGGAAAGGGAAGAGAGGUCCUUUAACCAAGAGAAAAAAAGAAAAGAGAAAGGUCAAUUACAGAAUUAACCGAGCUGAAAAGAACAGAAAGCUUGGAGUUAGAAGGCUGAGGCUUCCACCAGUGGUGAAACCAAAAGUUGUGAGGUAUUGCCGCCAUUAUCUCAAAGGAAGAUGCUUAGAGGGUGAGAAGUGCAAAUUCUCUCAUGAUACCAUCCCCUUGACAAAGUCAACGCCAUGUUCUCAUUUUGCACGUCAGUCUUGCAUGAAAGGUGAUGAUUGCCCAUUUGAUCAUCAACUCUCCAAGUAUCCGUGCAAUAACCAUGCAUCCAAUGGGUUUUGCAGCAGAGGUGCUCAUUGUUUAUUUUCACAUGAGAUAGCUGCUAAGACAGUGGCAGUGACAAGUCCUACUGCUUCAAACCGUGAGCUGAUGUCACCAUUUGCUCCAAGUAAUUCAAACUCUUUGAUUCAAGCAAACACAUGGGGGAUGUCGCAUAAAGACGUUAAAUCCACAUCUGGUUCAACUGGGCUUGUUCCUGGUAAGAGCACUGAGCGGAUUGUAUUAGAGCCUGUGCAAAAGCCAGCUGCAUGUACACCCAAAGGUGUCACGUUCUUAUCUCAUGGGAAGUCUUUGCAAGGUGAGGCCAGAAAGCAUGAAGAAGCUGGUUUAUAUUCCAAGGCAAAUGAUGCUAGAAAAUUUAGCUGUCAAUUAAUCCAUAGUAUGUCAGAUAAUAUUCAGAAACCGAAUGGAUUUACAAAAGGAGGAUCUAUGAGGACACCACAAGGAAUGAACUUCUUGUCCUUUGGCCGAGCACCUUCGGCUGAGCCCAAUGGUGACACAUUGUUGCUGGGUGACAUGAAGAAUAGUAAAGAAGCUGCAACAUGUGCCAAGAGGGACGACAGUGUCAAAGAUGAUAAUCAAGCCAACGUAAGUGCUAAGUUAUGGAGCAUGAAUCAAAUGUCGACCAGAACCCCCCCUGGUUCUGUACCUCGGGGUGUAAACUUCCUGUCAGUUGACAAAACAGUAGAGGAUAGAUCGCAUCCUAAUGAGUUCAACAGUACUACAUUACCCAUUCAAAGAAGACAAUAUGCACCAGAUAGAACUUCCAGAGAAAUGCCGUUUAGUCAGUUGAGUUCUUUAUUUCCAGCUGGGCAGUCUGUCCAAAAGUGCAAUGCGGAGAUUGCCAGCUCCUUGAACGCACCAUUCCUUGCAGAUACACCAGGCUCGAUUCAGAAGGCUAUUAAGUCAUCUUUAGCAUUUGCGGCUAGGUUUGACUUGGGAGUCAAGUAUGGAAUGCCCAAUGGUUCCCCUGACAUUAGUUCCGUAAUCAAUCAUAAGGCUGGAAGUUCAAAGGAUAGAUGAAGGCAUUUGGUGGUUUCCGACCGUGGUUAUGGUAGCACGCUCAGGCUCAAUAAGUUAAACUGAGAUUAACAGGUAUGCAGUAUGACGUGUGAAACAUUUGCUUCACUAAUGACCAACAUAACAUUUUUAUUAUUAUAACUAUUUAAUAAGAGCGAGCCCUUGGACGACCAGGGCCAAUCUCGUAAAUUAAGCAAAGGAUAGUUCUGAUAUUUUAACUAAUGGUACUAAGACAAGACCAUCAAUAGUGACCACACGGGUUUUCCCUUUACCACAUGGUGUUGCAAAUCAAAAGAGCUUCCUUUAGCCUUUGCCUUAACUUUUGGGAUUCAUUUUGGUCUUCUCUUCUUCAGAAUUGUGGAAAAGGCUCCUCCUCUGAGAAGAGAAAGGAUUUGAAAGUCGAAUUUGCUUGAGGUGGAGAAAGGCGGACAAUACUUCGGUGGAGAAAAAAGAAGAAUAAUGACUCAGCUAUCCGUUACUCUCUUCCUUUUUCUUCCUCAAUUGGUGAAACUUCUUUUUUCUCUUUGUUCCUGGUAUGUAAGAUGUAACCAUUUUGCAUCCUGGCAUAUGGGUAAUUUGUUUUAAUUUAUUAGUUUUAUGACGGAUUUUGAGAUUUUAACGUACUGUUUCAAAUUGAGGUUUUAAGAAUUUGAUUGAACUUUUACAACGCUGAGAUUA